Phialemonium atrogriseum is the source of this 1178-nucleotide messenger RNA. RefSeq lists its product as uncharacterized. The record is from RefSeq and is a predicted model, not a curated record. Lineage: Eukaryota; Fungi; Ascomycota; Sordariomycetes; Cephalothecales; Cephalothecaceae. Gene Ontology annotation, cellular component: nucleolus. The transcript has a single exon. Bases 309 to 1001 code for a protein of 230 amino acids.
UAUUGCCCCAAAGACGCAAUACUCAAACAAUUCUCUUUUCCUCCUCUCUUUAUUUUUGUUUUCUCAUGAAUUUCGAACAUUCAGGGGCUUCCAUUCAGUCCCCCCACCCUUGCCCCCAAAUAUUGUCGCAAAGGUACGUACCUGGCGGGAGCCCCACUUGGCCGCGAUUCACCGCCAAAAUUUUUGACAAGUCGAGAACUCCGUAGCUACCUACCUAGAAAAUGCUAAACUCAACGAGAGCUCCCCACGCCGUUAUCAUGAGACGGAUCGCAUAGUUCACCAAAGAAGGCGAACCUCGCCCAUUAUACAUGGACGCCGCGGCACUCCUCAAAUCGCAAGGUUGGAGGGGAAAGGGCCAUUCCCUCCACCCCACCGACAACUCGAUUGGGCUCGCGAACCCGCUCCUGCUCUCCCGAAAUAGCGAUGGCCGCGGCAUUGGCCAGAAAAAGCACUUCACGAGCGACCAGUGGUGGCUCGAUGCCUUUGACCAGAAACUAAAGGGCCUCGACACCUCCGGGAAAGGCGUGGUCCAGUCGGUGACCAAUGGCGCAUUGGACUUGGUGACUGCCGGCAAUGGGAAGUUCUCGGGCACGAGCUCGCUGUAUGCAACCUUUGUAAGAGGUGGGAUGUUGGAAGGGACGAUGACUCCCGACUCGGCUGAGGAGACGACCGAUGCCACGCCUACCAGCCAGAACCGGGAAUCCGUACCCGGUCUCCGGAGCGGGCUGAAGAAGGAAACCAAGGAGGAGCGGAGGGCAAGAAAAGCAGCCAAGAUGCUGGGGAAGGCGGAGCGCAAGGAGUCCGAGAAAAUGGCACGCAAGUUGCUCGUCGAGACUAAGGAGGAACGACGAGUUAGGAGAGCUGAGCGGCGGGCCGGGAGGGUUGAACGACAGGCCGAGAGAGCCGAGCGGCGAGCUAGGAAAGAGGCGAGGCGGAAGAAGCGACAAGAGAAGGAAGCACGGAAACAAGCGAAGGAGGCACGGAAAGCGGCUGGGGGGUGAACACCCAGGCCAACGUGCGAGUACACUCAAGUUUCAAAGCAACCCGAUCCCAGCCCCGAAGAGUCGAUCGCAGAGGGAAACUAAGCGAAGUUCGGGUUAUAUCCCGAUGAUUGCGGGCUCGUGAUCAGUCAAGGACGUCUGAGGUCUCUCGGAAAGCCCGAAACAAAGCCACAUAGC